Molecule: messenger RNA, 1074 nt
Organism: Peniophora sp. CBMAI 1063
Lineage: Eukaryota; Fungi; Basidiomycota; Agaricomycetes; Russulales; Peniophoraceae
Source: the annotation of a GenBank genome assembly
AUGGACCCUCAGCCUCCUCGCCCCUUGAAGCGAAAGUCUCGCUCGCCGCCAUCUCCCUCUGUUGAUCGCGGCUCUCGAGUACCCCCACCACCAGGCGCAGCGAACGCGCCACAGGCUGCUCACACAUCACUCCCGUCCAUUCACUCGCUCUACCUGGGAGCGUCACAAGCCGUACCCCCACCGACAUAUCCUGAUGAGCGGCACGCAUACCCACAUGCCACGGUGUCCAUGCCUCUGCCGUCAGUCGUGCCUAUCGCCGGCAGCUCGCAUAGCCAUUCAGAUUCCGGCUUGGGCAUCGACCCGUACGCCACUCACGCAGCCGCUGAUUCGGACCUGGACGAGGGAGAGCAGGGGAAUCGGCCUAAGCAGAAACGCAGACGGCAAGCGCUGAGCUGCACAGAGUGCAAACGACGUAAGAUAAAGUGUGAUAGAGCACAUCCCUGUGGUCCAUGCACCCGGCGCGGCGAUCAAGCCAAAUGUCAAUGGCAUGUCAUCGAGCCCGUUGACAAGUAUGUGAGUAGGAGCGAGUUCGAAGACCUCAAGGCCCGCUUCGAUCGACUGGAGGCUGUGGUAGAGCGCAUGCAGGGCAACAUAAACGCCGCAGGAGCCGCGCCGGGAGAGAUGCCUACCGGAAGUAACGCUGCUAUCUUUGCGCCGCAGCUCGCGGAUCGUGGCGCGUACCCUCCGGCGGCAUUUGGUCAGCCCAUAGCGGGACCGUCACACCGUACGGAUCCUGAAUCUGCUUAUGCCGCCUCCGAAGCCUAUAGAAAUCCGACCCAAUCUCCGAUUGCGAGCUCUUACCCCGCGCCUUACCCUUUCCGCGCGCAGCAACAACGUGCUCCGUCACCUGCACCACCACCUGUCCUUCCACCACCAUCUGAACAAGGCGGUUCUCCUGGCUACAUAACGGCUAGGAGACCCUCCGGAUCUGAGGUGCAUUACGCGGGACGAGUGCCUGGGCGGUCACCUCCUAUGGCUGACUCCCACCCAAUCUCGGCGCCGAGGCGUCAGAACACUCUUCGCAAACGCCCGGUGAUGUGCGCUCAUCUCGGCGCGCGAGUACUGCCAGUAUAA